Molecule: messenger RNA, 1634 nt
Organism: Nerophis lumbriciformis (worm pipefish)
Lineage: Eukaryota; Metazoa; Chordata; Actinopteri; Syngnathiformes; Syngnathidae
Source: RefSeq, a predicted model, not a curated record
ACUCUACCAACUUUGCCAACAAGAUGGCGGCGCUCUGAUGGCAGCGGCUUGCAGACGCUCUUGGAAGUGUAGAGCUAUUUGGCAAAAAUACCCGUCAAUUCUGUCUUUUUCAUGGCUGGCUCACAGCGUGGACACUUCGUGAUCACAUACGACCGACAAACGAUUCCGGAUGUGGAUAGAUCGGGCCGUUAUAGACUGAAAGAUGCGUGUACUUUGGACCUCCUCGCUAGCAUGGGAAUACUUCGCUGGCUACAUCCAGCGGCCUCUGAAGCAGCGGAGUUAAGUGCCAGCGGGGACCGUCAACGGAAGACACGUAAGCGGUGUGAGCGGAAGCAGAAGCGGGGAUGCCGAGCGGGGCUAACAACAAAGCGAAAGGCUAAUCCUCAAAGAAGCGCUAGUCCGGAUUGCUUUGAUUGAAGUCACCUGUUCACCUGCUCAGUGCACAUGCUCCAAAUGUUUGAGCUUCAAUGAGUCACUCCUUUUGACUUGAUGCUAAGAGGAAGGAAGACAGCUCCUGUGUGGACUCAGAAGACGCAACUGGUGUCCCCCAGAGUUCGGUGCUUGGUCCACUUCUCUUCAUUGUACAUGCUCCCCCCUCGGUAGAAUCAUCCGCCGCCAUCACCUCCAAUUCCACUGCUACGCAGAUGAUGUCCAGCUAUACAUCUCCACAAAAUCUCUCCACCCUGACCGACUGCCUCACUGAAAUCAAAUCAUGGCUGCACUCCAACUUCCUCAAACUCAACUGACAAAUGUGACAUGCUUAUCGGCCCCAAAUCCCUCACCAAAACUGCUCACAACUCCACUCUGUCCCCAUCCACUCACAUCCGCAACCUCGGAGUCAUUCUGGACAAUAACCUCUCUUUUCAACACCAUGUCAACCACAUCACAAGAACUGCUUUCUUCCACCUCAAAAAUAUUGCUCGUCUCCGUCCAUCCCUCUCCUUCUCUGCCGCUGAAAUCCCUCUCCUUCUCUGCCGCUGAAACCCUGAUCCAUGCCUUCAUCACCUCCAGACUUGACUACUGUAACAGCAUCCUCUACGGCUCAUCUUGCAAAAUUCUUAAUAAAUUCCAAUACAUUCAAAACUCUGCCGCCCGCCUGCUCACCCACACCCGCUCCCGUGAGCACAUCACCCCAGUCCUCCAGAAACUCCACUGGCUCCCCGUUCCUCACCGGAUCCACUUUAAAAUCCUCCUCCUCACCCACAAAGCCCUCCACAACCAGGCCCCCUGCUACCUCACCAACCUGCUUCACCUCCAUACCCCUUCACGCAGCCUCUGCUCCUCUGAUGCCAAUCUUCUCCCCACCACUCAGAACCAAGCUUCGGACCUGGGGUGACAGAGGUUUCUCCAUCGCUGCUCCCACCCUCUGGAACACUCUUCCCAAACCCAUCCGUGACCAGUGUUGGGUUAGUUACUGAAAACCAGUAACUAGUUACAGUUACUAGUUACUUUAUUUCAAAAGUAACUCAGUUACUUACACCAAAAAGUAUUGUGAAAAGUAACUAUUUAGUUCUAUUUUUUUAAAGCUCCCAUUCAUGCCCUUUUAGCCUUCAUUUCAGUACUGUUAUUGCACUGGAGAAUAAUACAAUCUGUUAAUCAACUUGACUUUUUGAUUGAUUGAUUGAAAAUUCUAU